Messenger RNA from Zea mays, 1577 nucleotides. RefSeq names its product peroxidase 39. The record is from RefSeq and is a predicted model, not a curated record. NCBI's taxonomy places the organism in Eukaryota, Viridiplantae, Streptophyta, Magnoliopsida, Poales, Poaceae. The coding region runs from base 131 to 1216 and encodes 361 amino acids. Gene Ontology annotation, biological process: hydrogen peroxide catabolic process; response to oxidative stress. The transcript has 3 exons. Gene Ontology annotation, molecular function: peroxidase activity; heme binding.
UCGGCACAGCAAGAGCUCGAGACCGACAGGACGAGACUCGCAGCUAGCUGACACGGCCGAGAAGCAGCUUGCAUUGCAGGCGUAGUACGUACCCAGCAGCAGCUAGCACUAGCAGUCCAUCGGAGCGACGAUGGUGAGAAGGACGGUGCUGGCGGCGCUGCUGGUGGCCGCCGCCCUCGCCGGCGGCGCGCGGGCGCAGCUCAAGGAGGGGUUCUACGACUACUCCUGCCCACAGGCGGAGAAGAUCGUCAAGGACUACGUGAAGGCGCACAUCCCCCACGCGCCCGACGUCGCCUCCACCCUGCUCCGCACCCACUUCCACGACUGCUUCGUCAGGGGCUGCGACGCGUCAGUGCUGCUCAACGCGACGGGCGGCAGCGAGGCGGAGAAGGACGCGGCGCCCAACCUGACGCUGCGCGGCUUCGGCUUCAUCGACCGCAUCAAGGCGCUGCUCGAGAAGGAGUGCCCCGGCGUGGUGUCCUGCGCCGACAUCGUCGCGCUCGCCGCCCGCGACUCCGUCGGCGUCAUCGUCAGUGCUCCUGAUCGAGUCCCCCCCCCACCCCAUGCAUCUGCGCUUCCUAAGCCGGCAAAACCUAUAUAUAAACCGGUCGAACGCGCAUGCAUGCAGGGCGGUCCGUUCUGGAGCGUGCCGACGGGGAGGCGCGACGGCACCGUGUCCAUCAAGCAGGAGGCGCUGGACCAGAUCCCCGCGCCCACCAUGAACUUCACCCAACUCCUCCAGUCCUUCCAGAACAAGAGCCUCAACCUCGCCGACCUCGUCUGGCUCUCAGGGGCUCACACGAUCGGCAUCUCCCAAUGCAACUCCUUCAGCGAGCGCCUGUACAACUUCACGGGGCGCGGCGGGCCCGACGACGCGGACCCGUCGCUGGACCCGCUGUACGCCGCGAAGUUGCGGCUCAAGUGCAAGACGCUGACGGACAACACGACGAUCGUGGAGAUGGACCCCGGCAGCUUCCGCACCUUCGACCUGAGCUACUACCGCGGCGUGCUCAAGCGGCGGGGCCUGUUCCAGUCCGACGCCGCGCUCAUCACCGACGCCGCCUCCAAGGCCGACAUCCUCAGCGUGAUCAACGCGCCGCCCGAGGUGUUCUUCCAGGUCUUCGCGGGCUCCAUGGUCAAGAUGGGCGCCAUCGAGGUCAAGACCGGCUCCGAGGGCGAGAUCAGGAAGCACUGCGCCCUCGUCAACAAGCACUAGGCGGCGGAAUUCAUGCGGGAGAUGGCUCCAUUGCUCGCAAAAAAUCCUUGUGAGACACACAACAUGCUCUGCAUCUGCAGGCGUUGUCGUCACCUUGGUGGACGUAGUACAUCGGUGCAUGGAUUAUCUGUUGUUUAAUUUGUACGUUCAGUUCAUUCUGUUUCUUGUAUUCUUUUGGUUCCUUUCCUCUUGUUUAUUCAUGGAUGAUGAGGUGUUUCUGUUUUAUUCUCUGGUUCAGCUGUAACCAUGUAACAUGUAAGGUGCGCGUUUUGUCCUCGUGAUCUCUGCAACUGUAUUUAUUUUAAUGGAUGGUAUACAUGGAGAUAUGAUCAUGAUAAUAACAAUAAGGUGAUUACAAUCA